AUCCGUUUACUUUCUGUACACUCUCCAGCAAGGUCUCUCUUACGACCAAAAGCGCAUACUCCACGCGCUCAAUCACGACCUCGAAGAUACGAGCACGAGGAAGAGCUGCUCGUUGAAGAUGCGGCUGCUCGGAUGCAAGGCGCUCUUCGCCGCCCUCUGGCUGGGCACGCGCACCGUGUCCGUGUGGGCCCUGCACGAAUCUGACGUCGGCCUCGUCGACUGGACGCAGAAGCUCGUCGGGGUGCCUAUUUACAGCUCACCGCUAACUGCACCUGUCUUUCAUGGAGACUUGAUUCUGAUGGCGACGAGCGCGAAUGUGUUGGCGGGGGUGAAUGCGACGGAUGGGUCUGUUGUUUGGAGGAGCAUAUAUGAUGCGGAGGAUCCUAUCAUGAGUUAUACUGACCACGGAGAUACCGUCUCAACCCUUUCAGGGCCCGGAGGCGCGACACUACGGGCAUACGACGCGAACGAUGGUGCCCUUCUUCUUGAAAAACGGCUGCAUGACCCACUCCUUGGCAAGCUGCACGACCCAGGCAACCUCGGCACGCGCCUCCUCCACCUCGACGAAUCAGGCGAAGCGCCCUCGGAAACCAUACUGGCUCUCACGAAUGGCUACACCGUACACAGUCUCGAUGCUACCACCGGAGAAACGAGAUGGACAUGGGUGGCGUCUGACCAAGGGUCCCUCAUCAUACACACCCACCUCCUCGCCGACCCCAAAUCCUCAACCCUCUUCGUCGCCGGCCUCGCCAAGUCCACCGCCUCGUUCACGCUGCACGUCACCGCGCUCUCCCUCUCCACAGGCGAAGAACUCACGUCGCACAACAUCCCCGCGAACCUCGCCGACGCGCGCACCGACUACGUUGCGCUCACUGGGCCCGCUGGCACCGGUGGCGCGUGUCUGUCGUGGCUGGAGAAGGGCGUGAUCAAGGUGGCGGUGCUCAAGCCUGAUUUGAAGGGGAGUGUGCUCUCGAUCCCGGGCGCGAAGUAUAAGCGGGUGGAGGAUAUCGGGCUUGCGAUGAACGGGCAGUAUCUUGCAUAUAAAGAGGACGGAGCGGGCCAGGUUAUGCAUUUUGAUGCGGAGAAGGGGGUGUUGAAGGCUAUUUGGGAGUUUCCGGAGUCGGCCUCGUCCUCUGAGUACUCGGAGUCCACAUAUGCGGGUGCACAUGAUGCUGCUACGAAGGAUCCUAGGGUUGUCCGUGCAUUCUGGUCAAACAAGCAUAACCGAAUCGUCCACCAAGUCUUCGCCGCCGACGUUGCAGCGGACAAGGCAACAAAUGCCGGCUACGUGGUACCCUUUGAUACGUCCGAGCACGGCGUCAUUCGCUAUGCACUCCUCGAUGGCUCAUCCACCUCUGAGAUGGAGACCACCCGUGUCCUUCUCAUAACAAGCACUGGUGCAGUCCAGCUGUGGAAACAUAACAAGCUACAAUGGACACGCGAGGAGGCACUCUCGACGAUCCAGGUCGCUGAGUUUGUUGAGCUACCAGAGCGCAAGGUCGCUGGGACACAUGUAGACGACGACGAGGGGUACGUUUCCAUGCUGCGCAGACAGCUUGGCGAUGCCAAAAACCUCCCGCACUUCAUCAUCUCCUUCAUCCGGCGCUUCGCCACGGGCUCAUACGCCUCUGUCUCGAGCUCCGCCUCACCUUCCCUCUCGGAAGGCGAAGCCGCCUCGCACGGCGGGCUCUCGCGCGACACGUUCGGCUUCCGCCAGGUGAUCGUUGCCGCGACCUCGUACGGCAAGCUGUACGGCAUCGACUCGAGCAGCGGGCGCAUCCUGUGGAGCCGUGUGCUUGGCCUCGGGUGGGCGGCGAAAGUGGGAGGAAGGAUUAUUCCCGUGAAGAUCUAUACCACUAGGACGGUCGCAGACGCAGAGGGACCGAGGGUCGUGGUUGUAACCCAGCGCCGGGCGGAUAAUACGCUCGUGGACACUGUUGUGUUCCAUAUUGACCCGCUCACGGGCGAGGAUGCGAAAGAGGACGGGGUACCCAAGGCGCAGAGAAAUGCAUUAGAGGGCAAAGAUUCGAUCGCGGGUCCGUUGAUGGAGACGUUUUUGGUGCCUGAUGGGAACAAGACUGUGUUGCUGCUGGAUGAGUUCCUUCAGGCCCGUUUGUAUCCCGAAACCCCCGCGACUCAAAAAGCACUAGAAGAGAUCACCCCUUCGCUCUACUUCAUGCUCCGGGCCGGAGAAGCCGGCGCCCGCCAGCUCGUGGGCCACCAGCUCACCGCCGCCCCUGACCUCUCCGAACACCUUGUCGGCUACCCAACAUGGACGUUGCCCCUCCAGCCGCACGAAGAGAUUCUGAGCGUGCUCCCGCCUACGCAGGGACCCAUUGCCUCAGUCGGCAAGGUGCUCGGCAACCGCGCGACCCUGUACAAGUACCUCAAUCCGCAUAUGCGCGUCGUGCUCACCGCUCUGCCCAUCGGCGACAAGCCGAGCUGCGGUGUGUACGUCGUCGACGGCGUCAAAGGAAGUAUCGUGUAUAAUGCGCGGGUGCCCGCAGCGGGCGGGAGGUGCGAUGUGCACGCGAGCUUGACGGAGAAUUGGCUGGUAUAUCACUAUUAUGAUGAUGAGAGCGCGGGGGUUCCAACGACGACGGAUUCGCCUGCGGGAGAGGAUACUGCGGGCGGCGCGGUGAAGGGGUGGAGGGUGGUUAGUGUAGAGAUUUAUGAGGGGCAGAAUCCGGAUGAUAAGACGAGCAGCUCGGACUUGAGCGCGUUCUCGAGCGCGAGCCUGCAUGGCACUGCGAUAGAGACGUCUUUCAUCACCACGCAAGGUAUCACUGCUAUCGCAUCGACAUCGACAAAGUUCGGAGUCACGACCAAAGACAUCAUCAUCGCGACGAAGAAGCACAGUAUACAGGCGAUUCCCCGCCGACUGCUGGAUCCACGCCGGCCCCACCAUAAGCCAACGGCGGAGGAGAUCGAGGAGAUGCUCGUGCAGUACGAUCCCGUCCUCCCUGACGACCCGAGACUGGUCUUGUCACAUAAUUACGAGGUCGCGAACGUCCGACAAAUAGUCACCGCUCCGUCCUUGCUCGAGUCGACCACGCUCGUGUUUGCGUUUGGUCUCGACCUGUUCUGCACGCGUAUUGCGCCGUCGAACACGUUCGAUGUGCUCAGUGAAGGGUUUAACAAGGUACAGCUCGUGCUCACGAUCCUAGGGCUGACUGUCGCUAUCGCGAUUACGAAACCGAUGGUGAGAAGGAAGAGACUGAGAGAGCGGUGGUAUCAAUAGAACGGGCAUGUCCUUUUGGAUCGUGCUUUGCGUAGAAAUUUCAACGGUGUGCUGUAAUUU
Molecule: messenger RNA, 3301 nt
Organism: Coniophora puteana RWD-64-598 SS2
Lineage: Eukaryota; Fungi; Basidiomycota; Agaricomycetes; Boletales; Coniophoraceae
Product: DUF1620-domain-containing protein
Exons: 13
Coding region: 119-3241 (1040 amino acids)
Biological process (GO): protein folding in endoplasmic reticulum
Cellular component (GO): EMC complex
Molecular function (GO): protein binding
Source: RefSeq, a predicted model, not a curated record